Tupaia belangeri chinensis (Chinese tree shrew) is the source of this 5519-nucleotide messenger RNA. It is a transcript of the gene FGD5, whose product is annotated as FYVE, RhoGEF and PH domain containing 5. Gene Ontology annotation, cellular component: cytoplasm. The record is from RefSeq and is a predicted model, not a curated record. NCBI's taxonomy places the organism in Eukaryota, Metazoa, Chordata, Mammalia, Scandentia, Tupaiidae. Gene Ontology annotation, molecular function: metal ion binding; guanyl-nucleotide exchange factor activity.
CCCAAAUUCCCUUCCUCUCCCAGGCCUGACGGGCUCCGCAGCCCCAACUCCAUGUCCAGGGGCCCCAAGCCCCCCAUCGCGCCGAAGCCCAGGCUGGCCGCCCCCAGCGAGUGGCGAGCCAGCGUGUACGUGAACAACAGCCUCAAAUGCAGCAACGGGGCGCUGCUCUGCGGCGACAGGGGGCCCUGCGGGGGGCCCCGGUCCAGCCUGGAGUGCUCGGAGUCGGAGACGGACGAGGACUACAUCGUGGUCCCCACGAGAGAGGAGCCCAAGGACUGGGCCCAUGUGGAGAACGCAUUCGCGGUGGCUCCAGCAGUGCCCGGGACAGAUGGCCAGGAGGAGGAAGGCGAGGUGUGUGGGGCAGAGGGGACAGGAGCCGGUGAGGACCCGGCAGCCCCGGCUGGCCCAGCCGAAGAGGCGCUGAGCGGAGAAGGCGAGGGUGGCGAAGGCGACAGCCCUGAAACUGGGGAGGAGGAGGAUUGUGACAAUGACACAGGGACAGAGGAGCAGGCGUCCACGAGCGAGGAGGAGGAGAAGCUGGUGAAGGAGAACAACGCCUACAACCUGGGGGACCGGGGCGCCUGGGACGGGGAGGCCAUCCUUCAGAGGGACAUCAUUCUCACUCACGUUGACCCAGAGGAUCCUGCAGCUCCUGGAGAGGAGCCCCACUCGCCCGACACCCCCGGGGAGCUGGAGGAGGGUGAUGAGGCAGGCCAUGACAGUGCAGAGCUAGGAGGGUUGGAUGAGACCGUGGAGUCCGACAGCCCCUCUGAGGAUACUGGGCAGGCCCCCGAGGGUGCCAGCCAGGAGCCCGCCGAGAGUGAGGGGCUGGCCCCAGGUCUGCAGGAGGUCGAUGUGGCCACGGACAGCCCUGAGGUUUCCGAGGAGGACCCCGCAGGCCGUGGGGAUGGCGUUGGCCAGGAGGAACCCCCUGAGCGUGACGAAGAGGCCGGCCAGGAGGCAGAGGGAGACCCUGCGGGGGGUGAGGACAGCGUGCAGGACGAGCCCGUCGAGGACAGCUGCCACAUCAUUCCCUUUGAGAGUGAUGGCCUGGACGACCUCGUGCCCCCGCUUACAGGCAGCCCCUACUCCUUCUUCCCCACCGAGAGCACCUCUUUCUGCAGCGAGAACACUUCUCUUUCCGAGUCUGCCGAGGGCUUAGAGUCAGAGCCAGCACUGUGCUCAGAGGUCGGUGUAGAGGAGGCCGCCAUGGCCGGGACUCAGGGCAGCCCUGCGGAGGGCCCAUCUGUCCCCGAUGUGGUGGUCGUGCCUGAGGAUGAGGGCACCGUCGACGACUCGCUCACCAAUCCCUACGUGAUGGCCGUUGGCCUGCCGGGCCCGGCUGACCCCAGGGAAGGAGGGCCCGCUGAGACCCAGGCCACGCUGGACCCACAGAGCAGUCACAGCACGGAGGAAGAUGUGGGCUCCGAUGGCGAGGGUGGCCUGGCCUCUGCAGACAGGAGGGCCGUCAUCCCCAGGGCCCGGCCCCACUCAGGGAAGAUGACCGGCUGCGUCCCAGAAACCGUCCCCGAAGAAGCGGGACCAGAAGCUGGCUCAUCCGCCGUCGGCCUUGGAGGUGGCUUGGAGGAGGCGAGAAGGACGGGGCUGUCACUGGAGGGGAAGGCCCUGGAGGCCAGCAGGGUCCUGCCGGCCAAGCCCAGAGCCUUCACGCUGUACCCCCGGUCCUUCUCCGUGGAAGGCCGAGAGGUCCCGGUUUCCUUGUUCCGGGACCCCGAGGGCCCUGGGUUCGAGGACCACCGGAUCAAGAGGAAUGAGGACAACCUCUCCCUGCCCUGCAUGGUCAGCUCUUCUGGAAGCUUCUCCCAGAGAAACCACCUCCCGUCCAGCGGCACCUCCACCCCGUCCUCCAUGGUCGACAUCCCCCCUCCUUUCGACCUGGCCUGCAUCACCAAAAGACCCAUCACCAAGAGCUCCCCGUCGCUCCUGAUCGAGGGCAGCUCCCCCGACAAACACACCAAGAAGAAGAAGUCGUCCUUCAAGCGCUUCCUGGCGCUGACCUUCAAGAAGAAGACCGAGACCAAGGUGCACGUGGACGUCAGCCUGUCGUCCUCACGGUCCUCGUCGGAAUCCAGCUACCACGGGCCGUCCAGGAUCCUGGAACUGGACCGCCGGAGCCUCAGCAACUCCCCCCAGCUCAAGUCUCGGACCGGGAAGCUCCGGGCUUCUGAAUCCCCAUCCUCCCUCAUCUUCUACCGGGAUGGCAAGAGGAGGGGCGUCCCUUUCAGAGUGGAGUCCUUCGAGGACCGCUCCCGGCCACCCUUCCUGUCCUUGCCGCUGACCAAGCCACGGUCCAUCUCGUUCCCCAACGCGGACACUUCGGAUUACGAGAACAUUCCGGCCAUGAACUCGGACUACGAGAACAUCCAGAUCCCGCCCCGGAGGCCCGCCAGGGGCAGCACGUUCACGAAGCUGUUCGAGGACCAGAGCAGGGCCCUGUCCACGGCCAACGAGAACGACGGCUACGUGGACAUGAGCAGCUUCAACGCCUUCGAGAGCAAACCGCCGAGCGUGGACCAAGAGGCAGAGAGCGCCUACACGGAGCCCUACAAGGUCUGUCCCAUCUCGGCGCUGGCCCCCAGAGAGGACCUCACGUCGGACGAAGAGCAGGGGAGCUCGGAGGAGGAGGACGGUGCUGCCAGAGACCCCAGCCUCCCCCACAAGGUGGAAGGACAGUCCAGAGCCCUGGUCAUCGCUCAGGAGCUGCUGUCCUCGGAGAAAACAUACGUGGAGACACUCCAGCGCUUACACGUGGAUUUCUACGGAGCCGUUCUGCGGGCCUUGGAUGACGUGGACCAAGAGGGCAGGGACGCGUUGGCCCGGGAGGAGCUGCGGCAGGCCGGGGCCAUCCUGGAGCUGCACCAGGGCAUCGCGGCCGAGCUGGAGGAGAGGCUGUCCAACUGGGAGGGCCAGCAGAAAGUGGCCGAUGUCUUCCUGGCCCGGGAGCAGGACUUCGACCACCACGCCGCACACAUCUUGCAGUUCGACCGCUGCCUGGGGCUGCUGGCCGAGAACUGCCUCCAGUCGACGCGUCUCUCCUCCUUCUCUCGAGAGCAGCAGAGCACGCCAGGCGGCGGCCAGAACGUGAAACACCGGCUCCUGAGGGUGGUGCAGCGGCUCUUCCAGUACCAAGUGCUCCUCACAGACUACUUAAAUAACCUUUGCCCGGACUCGGCCGAGUACGACCACACACAGGGUGUCCUGACCCUCAUCUCUAAAGUCACCGACCGUGCCAACGACAGCAUGGAGCAAGGGGAGAACCUGCAGAAACUGGUCCACAUCGAGCACAGCGUUCGGGGUCAAGGGGACCUCCUCCAGCCGGGAAGGGAGUUCCUGAAGGAAGGGACGCUGAUGAAGGUAACGGGGAAGAACCGACGCCCCCGCCACCUGUUCCUGAUGACCGACGUGCUCCUCUACACCUAUCCCCAGAAGGAUGGGAAGUACCGGCUGAAGAGCGCGUUGGCCGUGGCCGGCAUGAAGGUCAGCCGACCCGUGAUGGAGAAAGUGCCCUACGCCCUCCGGAUCGAGACCGCCGAGAGCAGCUUGACGCUGUCUGCGAGCUCCUGCGCCGAGAGGGACGAGUGGUACAGCUGUCUGAGCAGAGCCCUGCCCGAGGACUACAAGGCCCAGGCGCUGGCCGCCUUCCACCACAGCGUGGAGAUGCGGGAGAGGCUGGGUGUGAGCCUGGGCGAGCGGCCCCCCACGCUGGUGCCCGUCGCACACGUCAUGAUGUGCAUGAACUGCGGCUGUGACUUCUCCCUCGCCCUGCGGCGCCAUCACUGUCAUGCCUGUGGCAAGAUCGUGUGCCGGAACUGUUCACGAAACAAGUACCCCCUGAAGUACCUCAAGGACCGGAUGGCCAAGGUGUGCGAUGGCUGCUUUGCAGAGCUGAAGAAGAGGGGCGGGGCCGUCCCGGGAGUGCUGCGGGAGCGGCCCGUGAGCAUGAGCUUCCCCCUGUCCUCGGCCCGCUUCUCGGGCAGCGCCUUCUCCUCCGUCUUCCACAGCAUCCACCCCUCCACCUUCAAGAAGCAGAAGAAAGUCCCUUCGGCCCUGACCGAGGUGGCCGCCUCCGGAGAGGGCUGCACCAUCAGUGGCCAUCUCAGCCGGUGUAAGAAGGGGAAGCGGCCCUGGAAGAAGCUCUGGUUUGUCAUCAAAGGCAAAGUGCUCUACACCUACGCGGCCAGCGAGGACAAGGUGGCCAUGGAGAGUAUGCCUCUGCUAGGUUUCACCAUUGCCCCAGAGAAGGGAGAGGGCAGCAGCGAAGUAGGACCUACUUUUCACCUUUACCACAAGAAAACCCUGUUUUAUAGCUUCAAAGCAGAGGAUCCCAGUGCGGCUCAGAGGUGGAUUGAGGCCAUGGAAGAUGCAAGCGUGUUAUAGCAGUUAUCAAGCAUGUGGACUCGGAAUAAACUCUUAGGUCAAUACGUGAAUCCUUUCAAAGCUCAUCCACGCCUCAGCUCGUCCGGACACACCUCUGGAUUCAGCGUGGGGCUCGGCCUUCUGUGCUGAAACCCCCACUCCCCAGCGCCUUCACAAGUGGAACCCUGACAGAAUAUUUAUGGUCCUCCCCUUUCUGUCUCUGUGUUUCCACCCGUCCUAAACUUUCCUUACCCAGCGAGCGAAUUUCCUAACACGAAGAUGGGGAAAUCCAUAGAAAAGGACACGUAGAAAUGCAGGCUUUUUAGUAGAACAAGCUUCCCUGGUUUUGACUCACGGUAAGUGUGAUCACGUUUCCUGACGACCUGGGCGCCUCGGGUGCAAUGAGCAACAGCCAGGAAGUACCAGCUCCUCUCAUCAAAAGCACUUUAUCAGUUCCUGACUGCAACCUCCAGUAGAAUGCUUCCCGAGUGAUCGGCGGUAACCGCGGAGUCCUGCAGCCCCGUCUGCCCGGUCCCCUAACGAGGGUGUAGACAUCUGCUGGGCAGACCUGGCCGUGGCUUUCCAGCGUGAGGACAAUGGAGGGGCCGUGCUCCCUGCCUGGGAAGGGGAGGACGCUCUCCAGUGGAUCAAGUGACCUGCCUGCUGACGUGACCUACUCCAGGAGGAGCUGCCUCGCCCCCUGGUCAUCCUCAACACGACACCCAUGCUGGAAAACGCAACUGCUGGCAGACCCGAUCCCGGGAGGCCACCGCAGCCCCUCUGGAGCCGGGGCUCUGCUUUUAUUUAUUUUUGUGUGCCUUCCUGUGUUGACCCCACUCGAGCUGACACCGUAUGCUUAUGGGAACUUGUCCUCAUGUUAGACACACGGUCACCCUGGGCUAUGUUACCAACGCCUUUAUAUUUUUCUGAGAGAGAACAAGAGACAAGCAGGUGGACUUGUCUCGGCAGACGGCUCUGGAUAUAGGCAGGGAGCACAGUAUCUCUGGGCACCUGGGUGAGGUCACCUCCUGCGGAUGACCGCUGCUCGUGAUGUUGGAAGUCUUUCCAUAAAGCUGGGGGUAGGUGGGGUGGGACUCCUUGUCACUGUCAUUGCAAUAAAAAACAAUCCUGUCAUUUCCUGA